AUGGAGGCCCGAGACCAGUCAGACUCAUUUUCUCCCCCCUUCGACUCCAUAAAAGUUGCUCGACCCUCCAAUUCCCUUAGUCAGAUCAAUCGCGCCUCCGUCACCAUGGAUAACCAACCAAGUCCAUCUGCCAAUGUUCUUCUUUACGGUGCCGGCAGCGUCGGUGGUGUCUAUCUAUACCAGCUCCUCCAAGCCGGUUGCAAUGUGACAGCCGUUUGCCGGUCGAAUUACGAAACCGUCAAAAAACACGGGUUCAAGUUGUCAUCUGUGAGAUAUGGCGAGGUGACCUACCGCCCAACCGUCGUUGUGCGCAACAUCUCUGAAUGCGCCGACGACACUUUCGAUUUCGUUUUGGUCUGCACCAAGUCAUUCCCUGGUAGCACGCCAUCGCUGCCCGAACAGCUCCACCCUGUCUUGGAUGGCAGACCACAGACAGCCAUUAUCUUAGCUCAGAACGGCAUCAUGAUCGAGGAGGAGGUUAUCGCCGCGUUUCCGCAGAAUCCAGUCAUAAGCGGGGUCAUCUACUUGCCGGCGGUGCAAACAGGCCCAGGCACAAUCGAGUACCCGGAGAUGCUUAACCUUUUUGAACUAGGUACUUACCCGUCGACGGCACCAGAGUCACACAAGGUUGCUGCAAGACAGUUUGCCGACCUCAUGAUCAAGGGCGGCGGCGAUGCCGAGGUCCACGAAGACAUCCAGGUCGCGCGCUGGUCCAAGCUACUUUUGAAUGCGGCAUGGAACCCAAUCUGUGCGCUGACACUUACCACUGACGGGGAUUUUCUCCUAACCUCGGAACCAUAUGCCUAUGAUCUGGCUUGGGGUGUAAUGCUGGAGAUUAUUGAGCUGGCAAGGGCGGUAGGAAUCGAAGGUGUGACGCCCGAGGUGGCUGAAAAGAAACUCUCCAUCGCGAAGAAACGAGCGGAAAUGGGGACAGGGAGAGAAGUGAGCAUGCUUCAGGACGUGAGGCAGGGCCGGGCUAUUGAGGUGGAAGCAAUCUUGGGGAAUGCGGUUAAGCUUGGGAAGCAAAAAAAUGUCCCCAUGCCUCGUUUAGAAACAAUUUAUGCAUUAACAAAGGCCAGAGGUUGGGCACUGGCCAAGGAUAGAGGCACAUGA
Molecule: messenger RNA, 1113 nt
Organism: Aspergillus puulaauensis
Lineage: Eukaryota; Fungi; Ascomycota; Eurotiomycetes; Eurotiales; Aspergillaceae
Product: ketopantoate reductase family protein
Exons: 1
Coding region: 1-1113 (370 amino acids)
Biological process (GO): pantothenate biosynthetic process
Cellular component (GO): cytoplasm
Molecular function (GO): 2-dehydropantoate 2-reductase activity
Source: RefSeq, a predicted model, not a curated record